This is a messenger RNA of Ruditapes philippinarum (Manila clam), 1003 nucleotides long. RefSeq lists its product as uncharacterized. Gene Ontology annotation, molecular function: polysaccharide binding; hydrolase activity, hydrolyzing O-glycosyl compounds. The transcript has 4 exons. NCBI's taxonomy places the organism in Eukaryota, Metazoa, Mollusca, Bivalvia, Venerida, Veneridae. The coding region runs from base 536 to 1003 and encodes 155 amino acids. The record is from RefSeq and is a predicted model, not a curated record.
CAGGGCCAUCAUGGCCCUCUUGUUAAUAUGGUCUUAUAAUUAUAGGACCUGUUUUGUGCCUGGUCCACAACUUUUUAUUCAUGAAAUGAUUCUGAAAUGAGUUUGCACAAAUAUUCACCAUAAUAAGACAAUUAUCUCCCUUUAUGUACUUUUUUAGUAAUGAAAAAUGCUCAGAUAUAUUUCUAUUGAUAUAUUCAUUUUUAUAAUGAAUUUAUUGUUGCAUGUUUAUCAAGCUUUUGCACUGAAAGUCCACAUCCAUACCUAAAACAUUUGAAAUAAUAUUAUUGUGUGCUUCAUAUAAAAAACUUCCUUUAGGCAUGAAUCAUUUUUAACCUGGCCACUAUAAAUUCCUGUUUUACAUUUGAUCCAUUGUAAAAACAGUAAUUUACUAUUGUUGGAACGACCCUCAAGCACAAUAUUGUCAUUUUAAAGGUUGAGUGUAUGUAGAGAUGUAUCCACCUUUCAUAAUGAACAACCUUGAAUGGAUAUUAUUUUAUAUAGUUAAAUACUGGUUAUAGUCUGAUACAAGAUAAAGAUGGUAGUCAGUAGAAGAUGUAUCAUGAACCAGUUGUGUUACCGUGUAUCAAGAAGCAAGGUUCACAUAUUGUUAUUGCUUACAUCUGCAUGUCUUCUACUCCUGUAUAAAAGUUCAUUUGAUGCAACAAACACUGGUUCAAAAUACAGCUUCUCAUUAUUUAGAGAACAACAACUUCCAGAACCAACACAAGAAGAUAUAGACUAUUUUUCAAGAUUUGUUAAUGUUAGUUUUGCCGUGGAGGAUAAUUUCAUCAGUGGGGAAUUAAUGGGUGGAAGGGGAUAUUUCCUAUGUAGCGUAACAUUGACUAACACAGGUGUACAAACUGUAAAGGCAAAACGCUGGCAUCUUUACGGUUAUUUCAUGAGACUUAUGGAGAUAGAUAACUAUCCUUAUCAAUUAGGAUAUCAUAUUAAGUCAUGUGGUUUGAAAUUAUUUCAUGUUGGUGGCAGCUUGUACACGAUUUGA